Zasmidium cellare ATCC 36951 is the source of this 1383-nucleotide messenger RNA. RefSeq lists its product as uncharacterized. The coding region runs from base 1 to 1383 and encodes 460 amino acids. The transcript has 2 exons. The record is from RefSeq and is a predicted model, not a curated record. NCBI's taxonomy places the organism in Eukaryota, Fungi, Ascomycota, Dothideomycetes, Mycosphaerellales, Mycosphaerellaceae.
AUGGUCGAGCAAGAGCGCAGGAUGGCGAGGGCGCUGGUAAUACGGACGGGUUGUUUAUCUUGCAGAGCCCGCGGCGUCCCCUGCGACUCCAACAACCCCGACUGCAAGACCUACCAAUCCGCCAACUGGGCCUCCAACCUACCUCCCAAACUCAAAGGCCGUCCAAGCAAAUACAUCCGCGGACCCUUGUCCAUCAAAUCUAUCAGCGUCGGCUGGGAAGGCACGCAGCGUGAGCAGCAAUGUCUCUACUUCUUCUCCACCAUCUCAGCGCCCGAAUUGGCGGGCUACCUGGACUUUGCGUUCUGGUCUGAGGUCCUUCUCCAAGCGACUCACGACGAUCCGGCGAUCAAGCAUGCCGUCGCGGCGAUUGGGGCUUCGCAUGAGUAUAAGCUGCGAAGGCAGGCGGCGAAGUUCAACCUUGAGACUGAUGGGUUGCAUGCUUUUGCCUUGAGACAGAUCAACAAGGCCAUCAAGGCUUUGGUACAGCCCUCGCAGGGCACUUCUCGAGGCUUGCUGCGAGCUCUCACGGCGUCGAUCCUGUUUGCAUGCUUCGAAAGUCUGAACGACAGUCGAGCAGCGGCAGUACCGCACGUCGUCCACGCCACAAGAAUCUUAAAGCAGUUCAAGCAAACUGCAGAGGAAGACGGACAGAAGAACCACACCUCAGCCUACCCUAUCCCCAUGGCCCUCAUCGAACCCCUCGUAGUCCAAUACGAAAGCCAACUCGGCGUCUACUACGGCGACACCAAGCGCGGCAAAGAAGAAUACCUCGACAUCACGCAACCCUUCACAAUCUCCUCAGUCCCCUCAGCCCGUAUCCUCCUCCUCCAAGGCAUCUCCGUCACCCAAGACGCCUUCACGCAAUACGGCGACGACCGCACCUCGCUCAAAACCGCCAAAGCCGACCUCGCAGCCUGGUUCCGCAAAUGGGGCGCCGCCUUCGACAGCUUCCUCUCCCGCACCCAGAUCGACUCCACCAUGAUCCGCUCCUGCAAACUCAUGAAAUGCCACCAGCUCGCCGCCCUCGUCGUCGCCAGCGUCGACCCCACCCGUGGCGAGGACGCCUGGGUGCCUUUUACGGACGAUAUGAAGAAGGUCUUCGCUAUGAUCUCCGACUUGCACUCCAGGGACCCAAGACGGACAAUUUUGUCGUCCCAACCACCGCAUACCCCUUACUUUUCCUCGACUAUGGGAAUGACAGAACCCCUGUAUAUCAUCGCUUCCCGGUGUAAAGAUGAGGAGACAGCGAGGAAGGCCACGGCGUUGCUGGGACGGUUGCCGCCGAGUGAGGGGGCGAAUUCGAGUUGGAGGAUUUCGUUUUUGGAGAAUUUGCUGUGCACGAUUUCGGGGACGGGGAGGAAUCGGUCGAUUGUUGGGGGAUGA